UUUCAGAGCCAUCGGGCUGCUGCUGCUGCAUUCAACGUUAACCAACGCAGGCUCUCUGAACGCGCUAGCAAUACUCCAUUUCAACUCAACGUACGCGCAAACUGCCAGAAGCUUACUGCAACUAAAGAGCAGACAAUUCCAGGCGAUCGGGAGUGGGUUACAGUUAUACAGAGCAUCUGCGCUGCUGGAUAUGCGACCCCGCCUUUCAUCAUCUACAAAGGACGCAUCCACAUCUCUGCCUGGUACGAGGAGACGGAUAUACCACACAAUUGGAAGCUCUCUGUCUCUGAGAACAGCUGGACAAACAACGCGCUUAGCCUUGAGUGGUUGAAGCAUUUUGACGCGCAUACAAGAGCGCGUCAGGUAGGGGGAUACAGGCUACUCAUCUUGGACGGCCAUGAGAGCCACCUUAACCAGGAUUUUAAGGACUAUUGCCUAGAUAACAAGAUCCUUACUCUCUCUAUGCCAGCUUACUUGUCACACAUCCUCCAGCUGCUUGACGUGGUCUGUUUCUCGCCGUUAAAGCGCAAGUACUCCUAACGCGUCUAGGACUUAGCACGCCAACGCGUCUUCUACAUUAACAAGGAAGGCUUCCUUCCAGCCUUUAGAGACGCGUUUCUUAACGUGUUUACAAAGGCCAACUAUUAGAAGGCCUUUAAGGCAUCAGGGCUAGUCCCUACUAACGCGCAGGUAGUGUUAGAUUGCCUUGAGGUGCGACACUGUACCCUACCAGCACCCCCUCUACUAGAGACACUGUG
Messenger RNA from Didymella exigua CBS 183.55, 758 nucleotides. Its product is annotated as DDE-domain-containing protein. The record is from RefSeq and is a predicted model, not a curated record. Gene Ontology annotation, molecular function: DNA binding. The annotation marks the transcript as partial. The transcript has 2 exons. Lineage: Eukaryota; Fungi; Ascomycota; Dothideomycetes; Pleosporales; Didymellaceae. Gene Ontology annotation, cellular component: nucleus.